Anopheles coustani is the source of this 381-nucleotide messenger RNA. RefSeq names its product probable chitinase 10. Bases 1 to 381 code for a protein of 126 amino acids. The transcript has 2 exons. Gene Ontology annotation, cellular component: extracellular region. Gene Ontology annotation, molecular function: chitin binding. Lineage: Eukaryota; Metazoa; Arthropoda; Insecta; Diptera; Culicidae. The record is from RefSeq and is a predicted model, not a curated record.
AUGAACGCUCUCAUCGUGCUCUCAUUGGCCAUCAUCGCCGGAGUCUCGGCCCAGUACAACUACAACUCGAACUACGAGAUCGGCGUGCCGCAGGGCUAUGGCCAGGAUCAGUACAACCAGCAGUACAACCAGCAGUACAACCAGCAGUACAACCAGCAGCAACCCCAGUACAAACCCGUUCAGGCCAUCCCAGAUGCGCGCUGCCCGCGCACGGACGAUCCCCUCCGCCCGGUCCACCUUCCGUACAACGGAAACUGCGCCAAGUUCAUGAAGUGUACCGGCGGCAUGGGCUUCGUCAUGGAUUGCCCGGCUGGUCUGGAGUUCAGCUCUCGCAUGAGCCGCUGCGACUACCCGGCUAUGGCCCAGUGCUCUCGCGUCUAA